AUUGGAUACAGUUGGAAUGCCAACAACCCACGAUGGCGGAGGUGGCCCGUCAUUGUGGCCGGAACUUACAUGGGAAGACAUCGAUGCCGAUGUGCAUCUACUGACGAAAUCCUCGACCUCGAGGGUAGCCGAACCUCUUGCCAGCCACGUGGAGCUAAUCGUCGCCGACACUCCGUCCAACAGACUGGAGUUGAUUGCACAGAACAUUUUCCAUGUGCAUCAAAGCCUCGGUGAAGCGAUCCAGCGCGUGCAGGGAGAAUCGGCACUCGUUCGUGUGAUACAGUCCUUCUUGACCCAACAAGGCAUCCAUGUGGACGGCGAUGACAAGGCCGAACAAUGGCUUCGUGAGCAUGCGUUGGAGUGGAGCUUCUUUGAGAAAGACGACGGCGGACGCGACGAGCUCCUCCAGUGCAUUCGGGACGACAUCCACAGCGCGACAUCGAAAGCAGAGUUCCUCCAGUACUUUGAUGCAGCGUUGCAUCCGUCGGUUUGGUUUCCAGUGCACAAUCGACUUCACAGGGAAGCCACGCCGUCAUCGACCGUGCUUGGCAACUUGCCUCUCAUAUCGGACGCGGAAGCGUUCCAAGAUGCCAAAGACAUCAAGCGCGACCAACUUCGCAUCAACGGCGUGCUGUUUCCAGGGAUCGUCGGGUACGAUACACUGAUCAAAGCUCUGGUGGACGAAAUCCAUCGAGUGGCUGUGGCCUUUCGGCCGUCGUACCACGCGUUCGCGUCUACCUAUGAAGAGAUGGCCAAGCGCAUUCUGCAUUCCAUCAACCGAACGGAAUCUGGAGGCGGGUCGUACGAGGUGCUGACGUCGCUGGUCACCCCGCCACCUCCUCAUGCGACCUCGUUGGUGCUGCUUCGCCCCAACUCCAAGGCCGCGACCCCGUUGCACAUCCACAUCGACAUGGGGCCUUAUGAAGACCACGAGGGCACAUGGUGCUUUGGCCUGCGCACUGUCGUGUCGGCUGAGACGUCGUACGUAAUCUGCGACAGCGACGACCCCACGACCGAGUGGUUGGCGGUCCAGGCCAAGUACGAGAACCGACUCGCGUUUAGUAUCGGCAUGAGUCCGUUCACGUCCGAGACCCGCGGUGCCCGCGAAGACGGCGGACAAGUCCAGCUCUUGCGCUGUUUUUGAUGGUUGUUGUGUUAAAAUUUACCAUACACCAACGUAUCGAGUCGUUGGACAUGCACUGCCAAGUCUUUGUUGCGAUGGUGUAGCCGUAGUUGCUCGUUUGUAAGUAGUCGAAUCUCG
Molecule: messenger RNA, 1261 nt
Organism: Aphanomyces astaci
Lineage: Eukaryota; Oomycota; Saprolegniomycetes; Saprolegniales; Verrucalvaceae
Exons: 4
Coding region: 17-1144 (375 amino acids)
Source: RefSeq, a predicted model, not a curated record